Molecule: messenger RNA, 906 nt
Organism: Emiliania huxleyi CCMP1516
Lineage: Eukaryota; Haptophyta; Isochrysidales; Noelaerhabdaceae
Exons: 1
Coding region: 16-687 (223 amino acids)
Source: RefSeq, a predicted model, not a curated record
CAGGCGGCCGUCUGGAUGCCGUCCUCCGAGCUCCUCGUGACCAUCCCAAGCGACCUGGCCGCUGGGCAGCGGAUGCACAUCUUUGUCGCUGGUGUGAGCGCGACGCUCACCGUCCUCGUCCCGCCCGACUUGCCGCCGGCGCGCAGGAUCCGCGUCGCAAUGCCGCAGGACUUGCACGCCGCCGCAAUGGAGGGUCGCAACGCCGCGUUCGCCGCCGCCGCCACUACGAUCCGCUCCGCCGCCUCCCCCGCUGUCGCCUCCAAUGCCGCCGCCGCCACCGCCACCGCUGCCGCCGCCGCCGCCGCCGCCCUCUCCUCCUCACCAGCCGCCCUCUCCUCCUCACCAGCCACCGCGGCAGAGUGGGUGGACACGCAGAGUGACGCCGCCUCCCGCUCGCCUCGCGCCUCGCCUCGGCCGCCCCCUGCGGUGGCUGCGUUGGACGCAAGGAUUGCUGCGGCGAGAGACGCCGUGGACGCGGACGCCACGCCUGUGACGUCAGCGUCCCCUCCUCUGGCUCAGCCGUCUGAGCCGGCCUCUUCAUCCUCGUCAACGAGGAGAAGGCGGCGGCGGCGAGUCGACUCGGCCGUCUUUGCCUCUGGAUCGUCGACUCGGCUGAGCGGCGGGGGGGCGUCUGAGGCCGCAACGCCGCGGGCAAGCGGUGUUCGUCGCACCCGACCGACUGAGUGACAUGAGAGAGAGAAGGGAGGGUGAGCAUGUCUCUCGGAGAGCCAAGCUGCAGAAACGAGCUUUUAGUGGCUAUAAGCAUAGGCACUGAGAUUAUGGUGCGCGCGGAGCGCGCUGGUGCUACUCGGACAUACGCGCGGAGCGCGCUAGCUAGACACACGCGCGGAGCGCGCCGGCUCUAGAUACCGCGGAGCAAGCAAAUCAACACAACCGUUCGAAUGC